Messenger RNA from Ostrinia nubilalis (European corn borer), 4018 nucleotides. It is a transcript of the gene Atg4b, whose product is annotated as cysteine protease ATG4D. Lineage: Eukaryota; Metazoa; Arthropoda; Insecta; Lepidoptera; Crambidae. The coding region runs from base 1850 to 3274 and encodes 474 amino acids. The record is from RefSeq and is a predicted model, not a curated record. The transcript has a single exon. Gene Ontology annotation, molecular function: protein-phosphatidylethanolamide deconjugating activity.
AUUGAUGAUUAAUAGUACCAAUCUUAAUAUUAUGUUAUCUGUAGAAAUCUGUAGAGCGGAAGGUUUGUGAUUCCUAAACGUAACACCCGACUGAUGCGCAGAAAAAGAUAACUGUCAAUCAGUUGUGUCAUGUCAAGUGUGAGCAGGCGGCUACGAGGUUAUCUUUGAAAGCGUGUUGAGUUUGGUGGAACGUUAAAUUGUAGGAAAAGUGAUUGUCAACCAUCCAAGAUAUUAUCUCCUUGCCCGUUAACCCACGCCAAUGGAGAUUCCACCCCUAGAGUUCCUUCUGAUAGAGACCCAGUGCCUUUAUCAGAAGUGGGAUUCGAAGGGCACUAUUCAAAGGAGAUAAAUCUUUCAGCAUGCACACCUACGCUACGCAACUCAUCAAGUUUUACAUGGAGGAUGCUGGCUCAGACAUUGAGAGUUGGUGCAGGUUGACGGAAAUUAUUGUGAUUGACGUAAACUGGAAGGGCCUUUGUGAGUGAGUGAGUUGAGGGGGCCGGGCCAAGGGCGCCCGGGCCACCCUGUUGCCGUGGUUGAAGGGGCUGUUUACGCCCGGGCCACGCUGGUGUAAUGUUGGUUUCCUGAUCGCACGGCUGCAUGCCUGGAUCAGCAGUAAUAGUGGUAGUUGGGUUUGAGGUAAAUGGUUGAAGGAGCCUUGGCUUAAGCCUUGCGCGUCGGGCCAUGUUACCUAAACCCUGGUUUCCUGGUCGCAUGGCUGCAUGCCUGGAUCAGCAGUAGUAGUGGUGCGGUUUGAGGUAAAUGGUUGAAGGAGCCUUGGCUUAAGCCUUGCGCGUCGGGCCAUGUUACCUAAACCCCGGUUUCCUGGUCGAAGGGGCCUCACGCCCGGGCCAGCUGUAAUGUUUUGGUUUCCUGGUCGGGCUUCGCGCCCGGGCCAGCUGUAAUGGUUUGGUUUCCUGAUCCAGGGUCAUCACGCCCUGAUCAGCUGUAUUUAUUGUGAUUCUACGAUCUGAUAUUCGCACGCUCUGUAGUCAGGAAUGGACGAGCUGUGAUAAUAAGAAAUUGAAUGUUUACAGAUGGACAAACCCUGGACUAAGCGCACGAGGCCGUGCGAUAGUCAGGCUGGCCGUGUCGGCGCCGGACACAGAUGCUGCAAAUUAUUAUUGAUGAUUAAUAGUACCAAUCUUAAUAUUAUGUUAUCUGUAGAAAUCUGUAGAGCGGAAGGUUUGUGAUUCCUAAACGUAACACCCGACUGAUGCGCAGAAAAAGAUAACUGUCAAUCAGUUGUGUCAUGUCAAGUGUGAGCAGGCGGCUACGAGGUUAUCUUUGAAAGCGUGUUGAGUUUGGUGGAACGUUAAAUUGUAGGAAAAGUGAUUGUCAACCAUCCAAGAUAUUAUCUCCUUGCCCGUUAACCCACGCCAAUGGAGAUUCCACCCCUAGAGUUCCUUCUGAUAGAGACCCAGUGCCUUUAAAUUUUAUAGUUGAACGAUGGUGGCGCCCCUCUGUCAAUGAGUUUGGUGGGAAUUCAGCGUAACUCUAUGGAAUUCAGUGUUAGUCAUUUAAUGCCUUUGCCUAAAACAAUUUAAUAAACCAUGAAAAAACAAUCAGCUGUCAUGUCAUAUAAUAUGUCACUGAGACAGUUGUCUGUGGUGGGUGGUGUGAAUUUUAUUUUGGUUUUUUUCAAUUCUGGAUUUCGUGGACUAAUGAAUUUAAUGUGACCUAUACAAAUAUUCCAAGUAAAAGAUUAAUUUUAUUUAAGUAGAACAAUGUCACAAGUGCUUGGUUAAUUGUGAGAUUCAAAGAGUGCACAGACAGAAUGAAGCAAGAUGUAUCAUAAUCAGUGAUACCAAAAAAUCCUUUCUUUGGAGUUACACAUAAAUUAUGUAGAAUGAACAGACCGCCUUCAACACUUAGUUCCGAGAUUCCAGAACUAUCAACGCGAGCCAAUAAUGAUGCUACACAAGGAACACCCGCCUUGAGGCUGGAUAGAACUAAACCUGCUGGAUCCAAAGACAAUGGACGUGACGGUUCCGAUGAUUUGCUCGACCUCAAAGGAAAGGUGGAAUCUCGCUUACUGUCUAUGUGGAAUAACGUCAAAUUUGGAUGGACAGUUAAACUGAAGACAAGUUUUUCUAAGGAAUCGCCUGUUUGGCUGUUGGGACGUUGUUAUCAUCGAAAAUUAAGUCCAACUGGUUCUCUUGAGUCGUCAACUGAAAUCGGAACUGAAGCAACUGCUCAGCAACCUAUUGAGCAAAUAUAUGGCGAGGGUAUAGAAGGAUUCAAAUCUGAUUUUAUCAGUAAAUUGUGGAUGACAUACCGAAGAGAAUUUCCAACUAUGUCUGGUUCUACAUUUACCACCGAUUGUGGAUGGGGUUGCAUGCUCCGUAGUGGGCAAAUGAUGCUAGCUCAAGCAUUAGUUUGCCAUUUUCUUGGACGUUCAUGGAGGUGGUCACCAGAAAAACCUAUACAGAAUGCAAGAGAAUUUCAAGAAGACUGUCUUCAUCGUAUGAUAAUAAAGUGGUUUGGUGACAAAUCAUCAGUAAAUAGCCCAUUAUCUAUUCAUCAUAUGGUAAGAUUGGGUGAAUCUUUGGGUAAAAAACCUGGUGAUUGGUAUGGGCCUGCCUCUGUGGCACACUGUCUUAAAGCUGUAAUGACAGCAGCUUCCAAAGAAAAUUAUGAGUUUGAUAGUUUAGAAGUAUAUGUUGCUCAAGACUCAACAAUUUAUGUCCAAGAUGUAUAUUCCAGUUGUCAGUUGCCUAAUGGCUGUUGGAAAUCUCUAAUACUUUUAGUUCCUGUUAAAUUAGGUACUGAUAAAUUUAACCCUAUCUAUGGUCCAUGUCUAACUUCUUUGCUGACUUUGGAUUUUUGUAUUGGGAUAAUAGGCGGCAGACCAAAACAUUCAUUAUAUUUUAUUGGUUACCAAGAAGACAGAUUGAUACAUUUAGACCCGCAUUACUGCCAAGAAAUGAUAGAUGUGUGGCAGCCUAACUUCUCAUUACAAACUUUUCAUUGUCGAUCCCCCCGCAAAAUGCCUCUCAGUAAAAUGGAUCCUUCAUGUUGUAUUGGUUUUUAUUUAGGAACUCAGCAUGAUUUUGAGACAUUUGUUAAUAUUAUUACAUCAUUCCUAGUUCCCCAGGGUGUCUCAGCCAAUUUUGAAUAUCCUAUAUUCACAUUGCAUAAUGGAUCUCGUAGCAGCGUUAUGAACCCACCAAAUAUUAGAUAUUCUAUAUAUGAAAAUGAACAAAACUGGGUUACUCCAAACAUUCACGAUAGUGAUACUGAUAUUGAAUCAGAGGAAUUUGUUCUUGUGUGAUGUCAUCUUUCUACCCACAGGUGGAAAGUUGGAAUAGGAGUACUCUAAUUAUGUUAUUUGUAGUAGAAUUCAUGUAAAAAUGCUGUUAUAAUAUUAUUAUUAUUAGAUAGUUAAUGUUGUUAAAACUGAUUAAGUGGUUUUAUGGUUGGCAUGCAUUGUGUCAUAGUCAGCUUAUCGAAAUUGACUACAAAUAGAAAAUAUGUAGUGUAUAAGGUAAGGGCAUUCCCCAAUAUUUAUUUUUAUCUGAAAUCCAAUGGGAAGUCUAAUAUGAUUCCCAUGUGACACAGUCUGUGCUAACCAUUAUACUCUGUAUUUGUUUAUUUACUCUCAGGCUUGGUGUGCAAAGCUAAAAACUUGCCUGUAAACUUACAGAAAGUUAAAGUAAAUACAAAAUGUAAUUAAAAUAAAUAAAGAGUUUUAUUUAAACAUGUACUUAUUAUGUAAAUGUUAAACAAUUUAUUUAAUUUCUACCUGCUAUCACUGCUACUCAUGCAUGUUAAGAAAGUUAAAUCUAAAGAACUCACACACACACACACACAAUCCUGAUUUGAAGGUCUAUUCUACUUUGAUCACCUGUAAAAUUUGAUCAAAGUGAAUUUCAUCUUAUUAUCAUCAUGAACUUUAUCCAUGGGUGAUCAAUUAGAACUUAACAGUCCUAUGUAUGUACCGAUAUUAAUACUUAGCUUUUCUGCCAUAAGUGUAUCAUUAAAUUAAUCAUUAUGAAUUAAAGUUUUAAUUAUUAAA